Zonotrichia albicollis (white-throated sparrow) is the source of this 392-nucleotide messenger RNA. The record is from RefSeq and is a predicted model, not a curated record. NCBI's taxonomy places the organism in Eukaryota, Metazoa, Chordata, Aves, Passeriformes, Passerellidae.
AAAUUGAAAAAAUUCAGAAAGGAGAGACAACAAAGAAGGAUGAGGAAGAAAAUUACCUGGAUUUAUUUUCCCACAAAAAUAUGAAGCUGAAGGAACGAGUUCUGAUCCCUGUCAAACAAUACCCCAAGUUUAACUUUGUUGGGAAGAUUUUGGGACCUCAAGGCAACACCAUUAAAAGACUUCAGGAAGAAACUGGUGCAAAAAUCUCUGUACUGGGUAAAGGCUCCAUGAGGGACAAAGCCAAGGAGGAGGAGCUGCGCAAGGGGGGCGACCCCAAGUACGCGCACCUGCACAUGGACCUGCACGUGUUCAUCGAGGUGUUCGGGCCCCCGUGCGAGGCCUACGCCCUCAUGGCCCACGCCAUGGAGGAGGUCAAGAAGUUCCUGGUCCCU